Daldinia caldariorum is the source of this 1228-nucleotide messenger RNA. RefSeq names its product methyltransferase. Gene Ontology annotation, molecular function: S-adenosylmethionine-dependent methyltransferase activity. The record is from RefSeq and is a predicted model, not a curated record. The transcript has a single exon. NCBI's taxonomy places the organism in Eukaryota, Fungi, Ascomycota, Sordariomycetes, Xylariales, Hypoxylaceae. Bases 79 to 1017 code for a protein of 312 amino acids.
UUUUUUUUUUUUUUUUUUUUUUUUUUUUUUUUUUUUUUUUGAACAUAAACUCGGUAUUGUUUCUAUAUUGCUGCCAAGAUGUCCGCCGAGACAACCCCAGAAGUAACUUUCCGCUCUUUCACCCCCGCCGAAGCCUCCAACUAUGCUCAAUUCCGGCACGAUUACCACCCCGCACUAUAUAACGCUGUCAUUGACCGGCACACAUCUACCGGCGGCAAACUAGACACCAUUCUCGAUGUUGGCUGCGGGCCUGGCAUCGCGGUUCGUGCUCUUGCUCCGCGCUUCCAGUACGCCUUCGGUUUUGACCCUUCGGAGGGCAUGAUCGCGGGCGCAAAGGAACUUGGCGGGGUAUCAGGAAGCGGGGAGCCUAUUCGCUUCGAAGUCUCCACUGCCGAAGAACUCUCCGGCAUCCCGGACGGUAGUAUCGACCUAAUAACUGCUGCGACCGCCGCGCACUGGUUCAACAUGCCCGCAUUCUGGGCGAGGGCGGCGCAGGUUCUCAAGCCGGGCGGAAGCGUGGCGCUAUGGUCCCACAAAGGUGAGAGGAUCGCGGAUAGCGUCCCGAACGCCGCAGCAAUUCAGGCGGCGUUAGAGUCGCUUAGAAAGGAACAUCUCAUGAAGUACAUGCUUCCCGGAAAUCUCCUAGCGCGGGAUUUAUAUGUCAAUCUACCGUUGCCGUGGAGCGGGGAGCACCCCGUCGAGGAUUUCGACAAGGACUCCUUUUCCCGGACGGAAUGGGGAACUGAAAAUGAAGGUUCUUUGCCAAGUGACCAGUUUCUCGCGGUGGACGAGCGGGAGGUGGAUUUGGGCAGCCUGGAGGCCUUGAUGGGGACGGCAAGCGCGGUGAAAAGGUGGAGGGAGGCAAAUCCGGAGAAAGCAGGAACGGAAGAAGACGUCACGCGACUGAUGAGGAGGGAGGUUGAGCGUUUGCUUCACGAGGCUGGAGUAGAAAAGGGGAAGGAAGCUGUUAAGAGAGUGACAUCCGGUGUGUUGCUGGUUGUCAAGAAGAAGGCGUGAUUACCCAUGGUCUCAAAAACUCAGAAUACCAUCUGUAGAUUCCACAUAUCCGUGUGAUAUAUGAAGAAAUUAAAUCUUAGAACUCGUUCUUAUUCAUCGGAAGCCUUUAUCUCUGUCGCUUUUCAUUACGACCAUUCGGCCGGUCGUUCGCAAUGAUAUUUAAGCGUCUAAAAACUGAAGGGGGGGAGGGAUUUUUACAACUCUAAAAUCC